UCACCUGCCAUGAAAGCAGCAGCUACUAUAGCUAGUCGCCGAUCGAGCUCUCUAGCUGCAUCUUCUACUUGCUUCCACUCCACUAGAGCUAGCUAGAUAGCACAAUAUAUAUAAUCGGGUUGAGUAUGUCGAGCAGCCGCAGGUCACGCACGCGGCGUGCGGGGAGCUCGCUGUCGUCGUCGUCGUCGAGGUCCAUCUCGGAGGACCAGAUCUCGGAGCUCCUGUCCAGGCUUCAGGCGCUGCUUCCGGAGUCUCAAACUCGCAAUGGCGCGCAUAGGGGCUCGGCGGCGAGGGUGCUGCAGGAUACGUGCAGCUACAUCAGGAGCCUGCACCAGGAGGUGGACAACCUCAGCGAGACGCUCGCCGAGCUGCUCUCCUCCGCCGACUUCACCAGCGACCAGGCCGCCAUCAUCAGGAGCCUCCUCAUGUGAUCUCCUCCGGUGGCAGAUCUCGGUGCGCGCGCAUGCACGGUCGCCGUUAGAUCUCCAGGCGUGCAUGCCUAGCUAGCUACCGUACCGUCGCAACUGCUCAUUUGCUGCCGGCCUGGCGCUGUCUAGCUACUAAACUAGCUACUACUGCUCAAGUACAUCAGUAGCUAGUGAGCUAUGCUUAUUAUUAGCUGCUUAUAGCAGUGUGUGAUUCUUGUACUUUGAUGUAAGCUUGCAUUGUGGUCAUCGUCUCUACCUCGCUCGCGAUUGGUUUGGCUGUUAAUCAAAGUUGGAUGUGAGAGGUUUUGCAAA
Messenger RNA from Panicum virgatum (switchgrass), 740 nucleotides. RefSeq names its product transcription factor ILI1-like. The transcript is spliced from 2 exons. Gene Ontology annotation, molecular function: protein dimerization activity. Gene Ontology annotation, biological process: regulation of growth; regulation of DNA-templated transcription. NCBI's taxonomy places the organism in Eukaryota, Viridiplantae, Streptophyta, Magnoliopsida, Poales, Poaceae. The record is from RefSeq and is a predicted model, not a curated record. The coding region runs from base 126 to 431 and encodes 101 amino acids.